GUUUAUCGGCAUUACGGCAGGGACCUCUCUUUGCGUCUGUGUGUGCAGUGCCUCACUCGGAGCCCGGUCUGUGGUUGCACCGCAGUGAUCUCGCAUGGGCUCUGGUGCUCUGGAAGUGGACCUUGCUCUAAAAAUACUAUAGCUUGAAAUAUGCCCACUGUUAUUAUGGUAUGCAAUGGUGUCAGUUGUUUGGGGGAAAGGAGGAAUAACUGACUCCUGGCAGUCAGUUUUCCGGAGGCCUUCCUGUUGGCGUGGAGCCUGAGCCCUUCCAACCUUCUUGUUGUUCAGGGAAAGGUAGAAGUGACUUGACAACCACACGGGAAGGGGGAUUAUUUUUAACACAAUGAGCGUGCGUCUCUAGACAUGAUUUGUAGUUUGGUCCAGCUGGAGCUGUCUGAAUGAAGCUAUGGGCUGUGCCUCCGCCAAGCAUGUUUCUACUGUUCAAAACGAAGAGGAAACUCAGAAGGGGAAAAACUAUCAGAACGGAGAUGUGUUUGGUGAUGAGUAUAGGAUCAAACCAGUGGAAGAGGUCAAAUACAUGAAAAAUGGGGGAGAAGAUGAUCAGAAAAUAGCAGCCAGGAACCAAGAAAACUUGGAAAAAAGUGCCAGUUCAAAUGUAAGACUUAAAUCUAAUAAAGAGAUCCCAGGAUUAGUACAUCAACCCAGAGCAAACAUGCACAUCUCUGAAAGCCAACAAGAAUUCUUCAGAAUGCUUGAUGAAAAAAUUGAAAAGGGUCGUGAUUAUUGUUCAGAAGAGGAGGAUGUCACAUAGUGCCAAUUCUGCCCCUCGCUCCAGGAAUACUACUGUGUAAAUAGAUUACAACCCAGUCGAGACCUUUUGGAAGUCUUCUAGAGCAAACAGCACUACAUAACAGAAGAAGAUCAUUCCCACAUUAUAUGCUCCAUUCAGUUACAGUGUUUCUUAAUGAACAGAUGAGGAAUAUUGCUAAGAACUCGUAAGGAACUGUUUUUGUUGCUGCUAGUUAAAACUUGUUGCAACUUCUCACUUUUUUCUGUGUCCAGAUACGCAGCAAAUCCUUAAAGUUAAUCCAAAAGACGUUGUUGAUUUUAUUGAGGCUUCUGGCCUGUUUUCUAUCAGAUGAGGUAGUGUUAUACAAAGCUUCCAUAAGUGAACAUUCAAGCAUCUAAGAAACACCCUUAAGCUGUCUGUCAGUCCGCGUUUGGGCCGGAGUGCUUAUUAAUGCUGGUGAUUUCAAGCUUUGGAGAUGGGAUGUUUUUGCCACGGCAGGCCUUGUUUCUCUGCUGAGAAGAAGCCGAGAAACUAUUAUCCGUUAAAAGCAUGUUAUCACUGAAAUACUGGAAGUGAUGCAGGAGCAGGAAUUUGUAUUUUAAGAGGAAAAAGAAUUUCAUUUAAUAGAUAUCUUAAUCAAGGACUAAGCUUGCAGUAUUGGCUUUGCUGAGCACGAAUGGGAGUGUGAUCACAAUCAUUUUGAAUCUCUUUUUUUCUAAGAAAAUAAACAUUUUACUGUUUUUAUGUA
Messenger RNA from Aquila chrysaetos chrysaetos, 1499 nucleotides. It is a transcript of the gene C12H1orf21, whose product is annotated as chromosome 12 C1orf21 homolog. The record is from RefSeq and is a predicted model, not a curated record. The coding region runs from base 407 to 772 and encodes 121 amino acids. The transcript has 6 exons. Lineage: Eukaryota; Metazoa; Chordata; Aves; Accipitriformes; Accipitridae.